GCAUUGGGGGUGUGGGGGGGGUGUCCCCCCACUCUCCUUCUUGAGUUGAACCGCCCAGAGGAAGGGCAGGAACUCCUGGAGCACGCCUGUCACCCUCCGAACUACAUCUCCCACAAGACACGGCGAGGGGGGGGCCCUCGCUCUCCCGCCGCGCGCUAGGGACUGACCAAUCGUUGAAGACCUCGGGAACGUGGCCCCGUCUUCCCCGCCCCGCCGAAGGCCUCCUGGGCAGCGGAACUACGACUCCCAUGAGGCAUCGCGCGCCACCAUUUCCAGACUUGGCAGCCGGGCGGGGCCGGCUCCGGACUCCACUUCCCAGCAGGCGACGCGGCGCGGGGGGGGCGGGGCUCCAGUUCCCAGCAGGCUCCAGGCGGCGAGCGCCGCGGUGCCUUGUGUGGGAUGUAAGCGCGGAGGCCGCCGCCCGCCGCGAUGGGGCUGAAGGCCGCCCAGAAGACGCUGUUCCCGCUGCGCUCCAUCGACGACGUGGUGCGCCUGUUCGCCGCGGAGCUGGGCCGGGAGGAGCCCGACCUGGUGCUCCUCUCCCUGGUGCUGGGUUUCGUGGAGCACUUCCUAGCUGUCAACCGUGUCAUCCCCACCAACGUGCCCGAGCUCACCUUCCAGCCCAGCCCCGCGCCUGACCCGCCCGGCGGCCUCACCUACUUCCCCGUGGCCGACCUGUCCAUCAUCGCUGCCCUCUACGCCCGCUUCACCGCCCAGAUCCGAGGCGCCGUCGACCUGUCCCUCUACCCGCGAGAAGGGGGGGUCUCCAGCCGCGAGCUGGUGAAGAAGGUCUCCGAUGUCAUCUGGAACAGCCUCAGCCGCUCCUACUUCAAGGACCGGGCCCACAUCCAGUCUCUCUUCAGCUUCAUCACAGGCACCAAACUGGACAGCUCUGGCGUGGCCUUUGCCGUGGUCGGGGCCUGCCAGGCCCUGGGCCUGCGGGACGUGCACUUGGCCCUGUCUGAGGAUCAUGCUUGGGUAGUGUUUGGUCCCAAUGGGGAGCAGACAGCUGAGGUCACGUGGCACGGCAAAGGCAACGAGGACCGCAGGGGCCAGACCGUCAACGCCGGUGUGGCUGAGCGGAGCUGGCUGUACCUGAAGGGCUCCUACAUGCGCUGCGAUCGCAAGAUGGAGGUGGCGUUCAUGGUGUGUGCCAUCAACCCUUCUAUUGACCUGCACACGGACUCGCUGGAGCUCCUGCAACUGCAGCAGAAGCUGCUCUGGCUGCUCUAUGACCGGGGACAUCUGGAAAGGUACCCCAUGGCGCUGGGGAACCUGGCAGAUCUGGAGGAGCUGGAGCCCACCCCUGGCCGGCCAGACCCGCUCACCCUCUACCACAAGGGCAUUGCCUCCGCCAAGGCCUACUACCACGACGAGCACAUCUACCCCUACAUGUACCUGGCUGGCUACCACUGUCGCAACCGCAACGUGCGGGAAGCCCUGCAGGCCUGGGCCGACACCGCCACGGUCAUCCAGGACUACAACUACUGCCGGGAGGACGAGGAGAUCUACAAGGAGUUCUUUGAAGUGGCCAAUGACGUCAUCCCCAACCUGCUGAAGGAGGCGGCCAGCUUGCUGGAGGCCGGCGAGGAGCGGCCGGGGGAGCAGACGCAGGGUCCCCAGAGCCAGGGCUCUGCCCUCCAGGACCCCGAGUGCUUCGCUCACCUGCUGAGAUUCUACGAUGGCAUCUGCAAGUGGGAGGAGGGCAGCCCCACGCCUGUCCUGCACGUGGGCUGGGCCACCUUCCUCGUGCAGUCCCUGGGCCGCUUCGAGGGGCAGGUGCGGCAGAAGGUGCACAUCGUGAGCCGCGAGGCCGAGGCCGCCGAGACCGAGGAACCCUGGGGCGAGGAGGCCCGAGAAGGCCGGCGGCGGGGCCCGAGGCGGGAGUCGAAGCCGGAGGAGCCGCCGCCCCCCAAGAAGCCUGCCCUGGACAAGGGCCCCAACUCGGGUCAGGGUGCGAGUUCAGGACCGCCCCGCAAGCCCCCAGCACCGGCCGCAGGCGCCGGCCGAGGCCCGGAAGGCAGCAGCGCGGCCCCGGCCCCCGCGCCCGCCGCCUCCCCGCCGCCCGAAGGCCCCGUGCUCACUUUCCAGAGCGAGAAGAUGAAGGGCAUGAAGGAGCUGCUGGUGGCCACCAAGAUCAACUCGAGCGCCAUCAAGCUGCAGCUCACUGCGCAGUCGCAGGUGCAGAUGAAGAAGCAGAAGGUGUCCACGCCCAGCGACUACACGCUGUCCUUCCUCAAGCGGCAGCGCAAGGGCCUGUGACCCGCGGGGAGCCCCGAGCCCGCCGCCCCCGGCCCUCCCGGCCCCCUCCCCGGAGAGCAGGCCCGGCCGGGCUCCCCGGGACGCGGGGACCUUGGGACCCCAGGGCGAGCGCUGCAGGCCGAAUCCGCCGCGCCCCUUCCUGGACUGGCCGCGGGGACCGGAGGAAACCCCGGGGGAGGGGGGGAGGGGAGGCGGCGCGGGCCGCGCGCUCUUCCUGUUUUGUACAUAGAUUUAUUUUUCAGUUCUAAGGAAGAUGAAUACAUUUUGUUAAAAAAAAAAACAAAACAAUAAGGCCUGCACCUG
This is a messenger RNA of Perognathus longimembris pacificus (Pacific pocket mouse), 2565 nucleotides long. It is a transcript of the gene Men1, whose product is annotated as menin 1. Lineage: Eukaryota; Metazoa; Chordata; Mammalia; Rodentia; Heteromyidae. Gene Ontology annotation, molecular function: chromatin binding; transcription cis-regulatory region binding; Y-form DNA binding. The coding region runs from base 430 to 2262 and encodes 610 amino acids. Gene Ontology annotation, cellular component: histone methyltransferase complex; nucleus; chromatin. Gene Ontology annotation, biological process: negative regulation of cell population proliferation; negative regulation of cell cycle; regulation of transcription by RNA polymerase II. The transcript has 10 exons. The record is from RefSeq and is a predicted model, not a curated record.